This is a messenger RNA of Erpetoichthys calabaricus (reedfish), 1707 nucleotides long. RefSeq lists its product as uncharacterized. NCBI's taxonomy places the organism in Eukaryota, Metazoa, Chordata, Cladistia, Polypteriformes, Polypteridae. Bases 642 to 1580 code for a protein of 312 amino acids. Gene Ontology annotation, biological process: DNA integration. The record is from RefSeq and is a predicted model, not a curated record. The transcript is spliced from 3 exons. Gene Ontology annotation, molecular function: nucleic acid binding.
CUUUUUGAAGUUUUCUUUUAUCCAGUAAUUUAAUGGAUAUGUCAAGCUUUCUUGUUUAGUCCAUCUUAAGUCAUUCAUACACAAUCCAUCAGUAAACACUAAAAAAAGGUUAUUACAGCUGAAGUUAACACAUCAUGACACAAAUGACUCCUAAACACAAACACAGCAGUACAAAAGUAUUUUCAACCUGGUUUUAAACAUAAUGAAAAUUACCUUUUUCCUUAGUAUAUAUUAGUAAAUGCUGGUAUUGCUGCAUAAACAUUUAACAUUUUCAAAAUGAAUUCUUAUUUUUUGAAAUUAGACUGUUUUAGUAAGUUGUUCAUAAAUAAUGUUAGUACACAUUUAUUGUUGAUUGACAUAAAGUAGGAUGCUUUAUUAUUAUUCUUUUAAAUUGUUUCAUAAUAGGUCAGUUUGGUUUGCCAAAAGUUGAAAUCUCUAAAGAACAACUGAAGCUAUUAAUUUCACAAGGAUACACAGGGAAAAGAAUUGCAGAACACAUAGGAUGUUCUGCAUCUUAUAUUUAUAAACGCCUGAAAACUGAGGGUCUGUCACCAAGACAGAAAUUCAGCAGUAUAGCAGAUAAUGAACUGGAUGAAGAAUGCAAAAGACUACAAGCAAGUUGUCCAAAUGCCGGUUCUGAGAUGAUGUCAGGAAUGCUAAGAGCAAGGGGAAUACAUGUGCAAAGGGACAGACUUCGACGCACAUUGGCUAGACUUGACCCAGUUGGCACUGCUCAGAGAUGGUCACAAACUGUUCAAAGAAGGUCAUACCAUGCCGUCUCACCUAACAGUAUAUGGCACAUUGACAGUCACAUGAAGCUUAUAAGGUGGGGCUUUGUUGUACAUGGUGCUAUCGAUGGCUUUUCCCGUCUAAUACCUUAUUUAAGUUGUGCUACAAAUAAUUCUUCAUCCACGGUGCUACAGACUUUCUGCAGGGGUGCUCUACAGUAUGGAUUACCAUUAAGAGUGAGGUCUGACCAAGGCACAGAAAAUGUUCAGGUAGCACUGCUUAUGAAUGCCAUCAGAGGAUUACACCGUGGCAGCCAUAUAACUGGACUUUCUGUCCACAACCAGAGAAUUGAAAGGCUAUGGAGAGAUGUAUUUCAACAGGUUCUCUUCCCCAUCUACAAAGAAUUUUAUGAAAUGGAAGAUAAUGGAAUACUUGAAGAAGGCAACAGUUUACACAAAGGAUGUCUACAAUAUGUUUACUACUCAACAAUUAAUCAAAGAUUGGAAAUGUUCAGAGAAGGCUGGAAUAAACAUAGAAUUAGAACUGAACACAACAGAACACCGGAACAAAUAUGGUUUGAUAGCUUGUCCACUAUAUCUCACCAAACAAGUCUGUCUGACAUGAAUACACAACAGUUUAGAGAGAGUUUAAUAGAACAUUUACAAAGAAUAGGUGCAUCAUUUUCAGAUGAUGCAUAUAUGGAGUCUCAGGAGACAUUCAACCCACUUGAAAUGUCUGUCCAAAAUCUACAGAUACUACAAGAUGCUAUUCAGCUAGAAACAAAUUUAAAAGAUAAAUAUGCAUGUUGUGUUCAAAAGGCCAAUGAGCUAUUAACAGAUACCCAAACAUAGUGUCCACUCCAUUUUGCAUGUAGUAUUAAAAAAUUGUUCAUGAGUACAUUGGCAAGGUCCAGCAUCGACAGUAAUGCAUACUACAUGGUAAACAGCGUGUUAUAACCAACCAAAAUUCAUUUUUACU